AUGGGUGUGAUCAGCAGGCGCGGUUGCCUAUUCUUUUGUUUCUCUUCUCAGUUCGCGCCUUUUUUGGUGAUCAGUGAUCUCAUGAUUGAGUGGAACGAUAAGUUAGAGAUGGCUUGGCGAUGUCUAUUUUGUCCUGGGUUUUCGGCCUUAAUGUUGGCUUCCUUGCUGACGCAUUAUAACUCUGAGCAUGACCGUUUUCAUGAAGAAAGACCUUUCCAUAUCCGCUGUGAAAUCGAUGGUUGCACAAAGGAGUACGGAAAGAUAAAUUCUUUCACCAAACAUGUGCGCACAGUACAUCGAAAAUUCUUGUGGAGCACUAGUCCGAACGACACCGCAGGGGAGCCCUGUCUACUUGAAGGUAUGUCUUAUUAUUUAAAAAUCGAUAGUACCUUCGCCGUAGAUAUUCCAGCACUAGAUUGUUGUGUAGUUUCGGAAAGUAAUCCAUACCACAACCUACCCCCACCCCCUCCCCCCGUAAAAGCCUAUUAGAAAUUCCAAGAGGUAAGCGGGGGCGGGAGGCGGGGGUGUGGAAGGGCUAGAAAAAACAAUCUGACGCUCAACGCUAAACUAAAAUUUCCCGAGUGGAUGGUGGGGACGGUUCCAUCCAAAACACAAAAGGAAAUAAUAGAUCCUUUCUAGGACAACACAACCUAAUAAUAAUACAACAUAUAAAAUACAUGUCAGACUAUGAUGAUGCUAGGAAGAAGGGUAUUGUCACCGAAAUCCAUGUGGUGGUCCACUAGCUGAUUAAACGAACAAUGUUGCCUGUGUUUUGUACUUACAAGGUUUUCAUGGAGACUUUUCCCAGGAAAGUCAGAGUGAACCAGAUGAAAGUGAAGACAUGGAAGAUAUAACUUCACUAUCCAGAUCUUAUGUGGAUAUGUGUAGUGGCUUAUCACAUGUGUCCUGUGACUCCAACUCCAGCGAUGGUGAUUUUCACAGUGAUGAGUCUUUAAGUGUUCUCACAAAAAAAUUUCUUUGCAAAAUUAGAGGAGAAAACCGCCUGACAGGAAAGGCUGUUCAAAAUAUUGCUAUUGCAGCUGGCCAUUUAAUGCAUCAGAUGUUAUCAAAUAUAAAAAGAAAUAUUGGAGAGGUUCUUCACAAUGCAGAUGUAGGGAGUGAGGAGGACUUCAGGAAUAUUGAAAGAGUUUUCAAUGAAGCAGCCCAGAAUGUGGAAAUAUUAAGGACACCAUUGAGUGAAACAUUCAGCAAUGGAACUAAUAACUACUGUGGUUUAGACAAAAUUGUAAGUGAUGUUCCAUAUACUUAGAUCAAUACUAAAAAGGAAUAAUUUUCAUUGUUACCUAACAAGUGCCCAAAAGCUAAGGAGAUUAAGUCCAAAAAUUGAGGAGGAAGUGUGUGGAUAAUUAAUUCACUUCAGCCUAUUCACACCACAAAAUACAAUGGGAAGGUUGACAAUAUUGCACUUUUAGGGUCAAAAUUUGGUUAACUGUCACUUCGGUUAUUUUACUAAAUGACUUUGGUGACUGUUAACUUGAUUCAACUAUCAAGGGAUAUACUAUUAAUUAAUGUAACUAUUGUUUUAGGAAACAGUGAAGUAUGUGUUUGGAAAACAUCGUGCAGCUGUAAAAAGAGGGAAAAAAAAGAAGAUAGUGGAGGUGGAAGAUGUCUUUUAUUACAUCCCUGUACUAAAAACAAUCCAAGUACAGCUGGGUUGUAGGAAAAUGUUGGACAUAGUAUUGGCUGGUCCAAAACAAAGUGCUGAUCCAAUCAUACUUGAAGACUUUUCUGAUGGAACAUUCUUUCAAAAUCAUGAAUUGUUUUCAAAUGAUGAAAGAGCUCUCCUUCUGUUAUUGUACUAUGAUGAUGUUAAUUUUAUCAAUCCACUGACAAAUAAGAAUCAUAAGUUGAGUUUAUUUUAUUAUCAACUUGCAAAUCUGCCUCCUGCAUACAGAUCAACCCUCAAGUCUAUUCAUCUUUUUGCUGUUUGUGAAACAAAACACCUCUCAAAUCCAGAGUAUGGGUUCAAUAAGUUGAUAGAACCUUUGGUAGAGGACAUGAAAAUUCUUGGCUCUGAUAGAGGGUACACUUUCUCCUUACCUAUUGGCAAUAUUAAUCUCAGAGGAGGUAUCUUGGCAUUCUUGGCAGAUACACCUGCCAGUAAUAAAGCUGGUGGGUUUAAGGAAGGUGUGGGUGGAGCUAGGCGAAAAUGCCGUCACUGUAUGGCAAAGUAUGAAGAUAUGCAGUGCCUUUUUAUGGAAGAGGACUUCCAGCUACGCAACAAGGACAACCACAUCCAACAUUUGUUAAAAAUGGAAGGAGCAGCUUCUGAAAACCUUAGGGAAUUUUAUUCCAAACAUUAUGGAAUCAAUGUAAGAACUCAUUUACUUGAAGCACCCUUCUUUGAUCCUUGCAACCAGCUGAUUCAAGAUGUAAUGCAUGUUUUCCUGGAAGGAGUUCUAGCCUACGAAAUUAAACUUUUACUAAACUAUUUCAUAAAUGAUAUUAAGUCUUUUGGACUAACCGAUUUAAACAAAAGAAUUCAGCAGUUUCAUUAUGGAUAUUCUAACAGUAAAAAUAAGCCUUCCUUUAUCUUAGAUAGGGACUUGGAGAAGACUGCUUCCACAAAUCUAGGACAGAGUGCUUCUCAAAUGUGGCUAUUAUCAACUGUUCUGCCUUUCAUUUUGGCAGAAUUUGUUGAUACCACCACAGACCACUGGAGAUGCUUCAUUUCAGUUAUUGAAAUUAUGUCUCUUUGCUUCGCCCACAAGGUUUCUUUAGCAACUACUGUUUAUUUAAAAUGGGCUAUUAAGGAACACCUUCAGUUAUUUAAAUCCCUCUAUGGCAACACUUCUAACAUUAUACCCAAACAGCAUUUUCUAAUUCAUUUGCCGUCUUUCAUUUUGAAAUUUGGGCCUCUUGUUCGUGCAUGGUGUAUGCGUUUUGAGGCAAAACAUGCUUAUUUUAAAGAUCAGGCAAAAAUUUUAAAAAAUUUCAAAAAUCUUCCAUUGUCCUUGUCAAGGAGGUACCAGUCUUCACUAUGCGCUGACUAUAUUAGUUUUAGCAAAGCAGAUCAGGGUCCCAUUUUUAGAAAAGAAAUGUCAUUUGGAUAUGCCAAAGCACUGUUUGGUGAAGAAAAGGAUAUUGUUGUAACAACCGUGGAGAGAUUUACUGGUGUUGGCAGUCUUUGUGAUGUCACUGAAAUUUAUUCUUUAGAUUCUGUUAAGAUCCAUGGAACGCUCUAUAAACCAGACAAGGAUUCUUUUCUCAAUUUUGGUAGUGAGAAUGGGUUGCCAACUUUUGGUAGAAUAGCAAAAAUCUGGUAUAUUGCAAACUAUGGAAUUUUUUUUGCCCUUGAUGCUAUGGUAACAUCUCAUUAUGAUGAAGAUUUUAAUUCCUUUCAAGUCGAGGAACCUGUUCUUCCACAGGGAUUUGAAGUUAUUAGACAAGAGGACCUUAAGUUGCCAUUUGUUUGUCAUUCACACAAAUUUGCAGAUAAAUUACACAUCAUCAUUAAAGAAAGUCCACUUGCUUGGUUAUAG
Molecule: messenger RNA, 3503 nt
Organism: Porites lobata
Lineage: Eukaryota; Metazoa; Cnidaria; Anthozoa; Scleractinia; Poritidae
Source: the annotation of a GenBank genome assembly